Molecule: messenger RNA, 1527 nt
Organism: Nanorana parkeri
Lineage: Eukaryota; Metazoa; Chordata; Amphibia; Anura; Dicroglossidae
Gene: DNTT
Product: DNA nucleotidylexotransferase
Exons: 11
Coding region: 1-1527 (508 amino acids)
Biological process (GO): double-strand break repair via nonhomologous end joining
Cellular component (GO): nucleus
Molecular function (GO): DNA-directed DNA polymerase activity; DNA binding; DNA nucleotidylexotransferase activity
Source: RefSeq, a predicted model, not a curated record
AUGGAUCUUGUUAGAGGGUCAGGGCUGAUCCCUGUCAAAAAGAGACCCAAAAUUCUACAUGGCUCUUCUUCCUUCUGCCACUAUGAAGUGAAAUUUAAAGGAAUUGUCCUGUUUCUUGUAGAAAGGAAGAUGGGGACAAGCAGGAGGAAUUUCCUAAUGGAACUGGCGAAAAAGAGAGGUUUCCAGAUUGAACGUGAAUUAAGAGAUUGUGUCACUCAUAUUGUGGCCGAGAACAACUCUGGGGCUGAAGUCGUGGAAUGGCUGCAAUCUAGGAAAUUGAACAAUGCCGUUAAAUGUCAGAUUGUUGACAUCUCCUGGUUCACCGAGUGUAUGGGAGCGGGAUGUCCUAUAAAGAUAGAGAGCCGGCACCAACUCACGGUGCAAGAAGAUUGCCCUGCCAGUUUCAAUAUGCCAGUCUCUUCAUCAUGUGUCCGUGUGUCUCCAUAUGCGUGUCAGAGACGGACGCCGCUUCAGGACAUCAACCGAAUAUUCACGGAUGCUUUUGAUAUCUUGGCAGAAAAUUAUGAAUUUUUGGAAAAUAAAGGACCUCGCGUGGCCUAUCAGAGAGCCUCAGCUGUGCUUAAAUCACUUCCAUUUCCCAUACUAACAAUGAAAGAUUUGGAAGGCUUGCCUCACCUGGGAGAGGAGAUGAAAUACAUCAUUGAAGAGAUUCUUGAAGAUGGAAAAUCCUCCAGAGUUGACCAAGUGAUAUAUUCUGAGAGAUACAAAUCAUUUAAGAUAUUUACAUCUAUCUUUGGAGUGGGUCUGAAGACUGCAGAGAAGUGGUACAGAAUGGGUUACCGGACUCUAGAAGAUAUAACAAGUAAUAAGGGUUUGACGUUUACAAGCAUGCAGAAACAUGGGCUACUUUACUAUGAAGACAUCACUAGUUCUGUAACAAAGACGGAAGCAGAUGCAGUUGAGCAUCUUAUCAGGACCGUUAUUUGUGGAUUUGUAUCAGAUGCCAUUGUGACAGUCACUGGUGGCUUCAGAAGGGGUAAAGAUGUUGGCCAUGAUGUGGAUAUCCUGAUUACAUGUCCCCAGAAAAGAGAUGAAAAUCAAAUUUUGCACAAAACCAUUAAUGCACUGAAAAAACGGGACCUACUGCUUUUCUGUUACCUUGUGGAGUCUACAUUUGAUGACACAAAACGCCCCAGCAGAUAUAUAGAUUCGCUCGAUCAUUUCCAAAAGUGUUUUCUAAUUCUCCAACUUCAGAAAGAAGAAAGUAAAAAUGCUUACAGCCAUAAGCCUAAAGGGUGUGAUGCCAAAAGAAGCUGGAAAGCUAUUCGUGUAGACCUGGUAGUAACUCCAUAUGAGCAGUAUGCCUUUGCACUUCUUGGCUGGACAGGCUCACAGCAGUUUGAAAGAGAUUUGAGGAGAUAUGCAUCCCAUGAAAAGAAGAUGAUGUUGGAUAACCAUGCCAUGUAUGAUAAAAGCAAGAACAUUUUUCUUAAAGCUGAAACAGAAGAAGACAUCUUUACACACCUUGGCCUGGAAUACCUGGAACCGUGGGAGAGGAAUGCAUAG